This is a messenger RNA of Amborella trichopoda, 2074 nucleotides long. The record is from RefSeq and is a predicted model, not a curated record. NCBI's taxonomy places the organism in Eukaryota, Viridiplantae, Streptophyta, Magnoliopsida, Amborellales, Amborellaceae.
AUGCACAGUGUGCUCCCACCGGAUAGAGUACGAAAGCUUCUGUCAUGGCGACGGCACCAUAACUUCUUAAACCCAGAAGAAACCCUGGACAACGAGUCUGACCCACCCUUCUCCCCAAUCAAGUUGCAUUCCCCCAAAUCAAAGUCUGCACCAGAACACAAGAAGAAGAAGGAGAACAGUAAACUCAUUGAACCCGCUGAGAAAGCGCAACUCCCAGUUCACUCUGACCUUUCAUUUGAUUUCCAGUACUCUUACUCAGAGACUAAUCAAAUGGUGAAACCUAUCAGUUUCAGGGAGCCGAGGUUCUCUACUUUUGGUCCCGGGAGACUUGACCGGAAGUGGACUGGUUAUUCGGCUCCUAUGUGUGGUGAAGUAAAAAUCCAAGUGGAGUUAAAAGAUGCUCAGGGGAGUCCCCUUAGUGAAGAAGAGAUCGAAGAGCUGGUCGAGAAGUAUGGACAUGACAAUUGCAAUAGCCAGAUCAACCUUGGUAAAGGGGGAGUAACACACAAUAUGCUAGAUGACAUCCAUAACCAUUGGAAGAGAGCUGAAGCUGUAAGAAUCCAGUGUUUAGGAGUGCCCACCGUUGACAUGGACAACAUUAUUUUUCAACUUGAGGACAAAACUGGUGGAAAAGUCAUCUCCAGGAGAACGAAUGUGCUUCUUCUAUACAGAGGCCGGAACUAUGAUCCAAAGCAACGACCCCACAUCCCUCUGAUGUUGUGGAAGCCCCUUGCCCCUAUUUAUCCAAGGCUUGUGAAGAACAUUGCUGAUGGCCUUACAUUUGAAGAAACUAAGGAAAUGAGAAACAGGGGACUCAAUAGUCCACCUAUCAUGAGACUCACUAGGAAUGGUGUGCAUGUGAAGGUGUUGGAGAAAGUUAGGGAGGCUUUCAAAUUGCAAGAAGUUGUGAGAAUAGACUGCAGAGUAGACACCAGUGACUGCAAGGAAAUUGGAGUGAAGCUAAGGGUAUGGCACUAUUUUUCAGGACAAUGGAAGGCAAUUGGGAUGCUGCAGCGUUAUUCCGGGACUAUAUACAGCAUUCAACUGUUCAGAAAGAAUUGAAACUGCCAUAGUUUUCAUCAAAAAUCUCGAACUUGGAGGUCAACUCGGUCACUGCGAAAGCCAUGUCAACUUGCUGGUUAAACAGUUUACUGGAUUUGGUUCCUUGUGUGCCUCUCUUAUCAAGAAUGGUCAGAUUGUGCUUUGGAGGGGGAGAAAGGAUGAGAACUCCAACACAGUGAAUCAGAAGUCAGACACGUGAGAUUCCUUUGCCCCAAUUUGUAAGCUGCCCAAAAUGCUUACCAUUGCUGAGCAAAUGCUCUUUGGCUGUUCUUUCUAGUCUGACAUUGUCUUUUGCUGAGAUUCAUUAAAAUUUCCCAUCUCAAAUGCUUCCAUUCCCAUGUAUUGGGACUGAUUGCUGGGAAGCGCUUCUACUGAAGCUGAAUUUGCAGAUAUGGUAAACAGUUGUUUACAGAAAGCCCAGGUGUCAAUUGGCAUAUCAGUUAAGCUAAGCUGAGAGAGAGAGAGAGAGAGAUGCAUAUUGGAUCUGCAGUUCGAUAUGCAAUAUUAUUGGUUUAAUGGAGAGAGAGAGAGAGAGAGAGAGAGAGAGAGAAACAGAGAGUGGGUGGGACUGCUUAAUGGGUACCAGAGCUGCAGAGAGUGGAUAUGGUUUUUCUAUCAAACUGAUCUCUAGAAAGAGAAUUAUUUUCUCAAGUUUCCUGCCAAUCAUUGCACCGGGUUAAGAAACUGAGUGCACUUGUUUGGUUUUGGUAGAAUAGUGUCUUUGUGGCUUCAGGUCAAUUGGUGCAACAUGCAUAUUGUACAAGGGAUUUCAGCAUGCAGAGCAGAUGAUUAGCUGCUGAUUUCAAGUGAUGUUUUCAGUAAAACUGUUCUAUGUGAUCAGAAAAGUACGAAGAAUGUUUGUAUUUUUUCCCUUUCCCCCUCAACAAUGAUACUUCUCAGUCUUUCAGCCCUCAGGAAAGUAUACAUUUUCUCAACAAUGGAUCUGUUAACCAAUCAAAGAAAAAACAGUAUGAGAUUUCUCUAGCAAUGUUUUCGGGAAAUUUACGUCCAU